AUGGAUUUGGAUUUAAGAACAUAUUUACAGCAAAAUCAUCAUAAUCUUGAUUGGAAAGAAAAAAUUAAGAUUAUUUACGAUAUAAUAAAUGCUCUUGAUAGCAUUCAUCGAGAAAACCAAAUUCAUAGGGAUUUGCAUUCUGGAAAUAUACUAUAUUCCAAACAUUUAGAUUUGUGGUUUAUAAGUGAUUUUGGAUUCUGUGGUCCGAUUAAUAAACCACUCGAGUCCAUUUAUGGUAACCUCCCAUAUAUGGCUCCUGAAGUAAUUAGUGAAAAAAAACAUCAAUAUGCAUCGGAUAUUUAUAGUAUCGCAAUGCUUAUGUGGGAAAUUUCGUUUGGAAAACCGCCAUUUUAUAAUCAUGAACACAAUUAUGAUCUUACAAUGAAAAUAAUGAAUGGAAUGAGACCUAAAAUUAUGUCUUAUGUUCCUUUGGAAUAUCAAAACUUGAUGGAACAAUGCUGGCAUUUUGAUCCGACUAAAAGACCAAAGAUUCAUGAUCUUUUAAACAAGAUCAGAGAGAUUGGUGAAACUUAUUAUCUCGAUGAGAAUAAGAAUCAGUCAACUAUUCAUCAAGAAUCAUGUAAUCAUUUGCAAGUAAACAGCCUUUUAAACAUAAGUACUAGAAGUGACAUUAGUUAUUUUUUUCGAUUUGGAAAUUCAACAAGAGGUAAAACUGGAGUUAAAAUUCCAACAAUUGGUUUAGGAUGUAUGGGAAUGUGCCAAUGUUAUGGACAAUCAGACGAGAAAACAAAUAUCAAUAUAUUGAACAAAUCAAUUGAAUUAGGAUGUAUUUUUUGGGAUACUGCGGAUACAUAUGAAGAAAAUGAGUUCCUUUUAUCAAAAGUUCUUAAAGAACGUCGUAAUAAAGUAUUUCUUUGUACAAAAUUCGGAAUCGUUGGAACUUCAGAAGGAGUAAUUGUAGGUAUAAAAGGUGAUCGUGAAUAUGUUCGUCAAGCUUGUGAAAAAUCCUUGAAAAGGCUUGGGGUUGAAUAUAUUGAUCUUUUUUAUCAACAUCGUUUGGAUCAUAAUACUCCUAUUGAGGAAACCGUUACCGCCAUGGCGGAGCUUGUGAAAGAAGGCAAAGUGAAAUAUAUUGGACUCUCAGAAUGUUCUGAAACCAUACUUCGACGAGCUCAUAAAGUUCAUCCAAUAGCAGCUUUACAGAUGGAAUAUAGUCCAUGGACACUUGAUAUUGAAAAAAAUGGAAUCUUGGAAGCAUGUCGGGAAUUGGGUAUUACUGUAGUCGCUUAUAGCCCACUUGGUCGCGGAUUCUUGACCGGAAAAUUUAAAUCAAUUGAUGACCUUGAGCAAAAUGAUGUUAGAAGAACGAGUCCACGUUUCAUGGGUGAUAAUUUUCAAAAAAAUUUGGAAAUUGUUAAAAAAAUUCAGGAAUUCGCUAGCAAGAAAGGUGUUACCGCGAGUCAACUUUGCUUGGCUUGGGUAUUGGCCCAAGGAGAUAAUAUUAUUGCUAUUCCUGGUACGAAGAAAAUUAAUCAUUUAGAAGAAAAUAUUAACGCAGCCAAUGUACAACUUUCUUCCGAGGAAUUAUCAGAAAUUCGUCAAAUUAUUAACUCUAUUAAAAUUUCCGGUAAUAGAUGCAGUGAAGCAGUAGCAUCUGAUAAAUUUGAUAGAAUUGAAAAGAAGCAGUUAUCAGUUUUUUCAAAUAAAAAUCACGGGGAUCAAGAGCAAAUACAAAAUGCACUUUUAUACGUUCAGUGUCAAUUUUUUCAAGAAAAAUCACUGUUCGGCAUAUAG
This is a messenger RNA of Funneliformis geosporum, 1755 nucleotides long. NCBI's taxonomy places the organism in Eukaryota, Fungi, Glomeromycota, Glomeromycetes, Glomerales, Glomeraceae. The record is from the annotation of a GenBank genome assembly.